AUGAGCUCGGAUCUCAGCGACUUCCAUUUCAACUGCAAGAAGGAACUCAAUGCAUUAGCAAAGUCGUUCAACAUCUUGUUCUAUGGAUAUGGCUCGAAGAUGCCGUUGCUGAGGAAAAUGUUUCCUUCGGCAAUUCACCUCAACUGCAGAGCCAUGAGUCGGCAUGAGAUUCUUUUGGAAAUCAUGGAUGCCGUUAGACGCAGGUCGAGGUCUGCAGCUCAAAGCAUCUCAAAAGUAUCGACAAUAAAGGACAUAGACGAGGCAAUAGGGUUUAGAAAGGAAAAGUACAAGAUUGUCAUGGCAAACUUCGACUUCAGUAUGACAGACUUCUCGGGUCUGAGGAACUUUGCGAUUCUGGGAACUAUUGAAGAGAUCAACAUAAAGUUCAGUUUUGAAGACGCCGAGAAGUUCAACUUUAUCUUCAGAGAUCUCACCACCUUCGAGCCAUAUGAAGAAGAAAUAGCUGGCAUCCAUUUCAGAGAAACAAGAGCAGAGGCUUCGUCCAAGGUGGUUAGAAAUGUUCCAAGGAACUCCAGACUCGUGCUCAAGGAAAUCCUGCUGUACAAUUCAGAUGUUGUAGGCCUUGGAGAGUUGUUUGAGAGAAUAAAGAGAAAAUUGUUUCUCACAUCGAAGACAUCUGUUCUUUCGAUGAUCAGUGAGUUUAUUGACCAUGGCCUCCUAAAGGUUAGAAACGGCUCGGAGAUUACAGUCUGCAUGUCCUCCGCCGAGAAAAAGGAAGUAGCAAAGGAGCUGGGUAGCUUGGACUGA
Messenger RNA from Encephalitozoon intestinalis ATCC 50506, 768 nucleotides. Its product is annotated as origin recognition complex subunit 2. Gene Ontology annotation, cellular component: nucleus; nuclear origin of replication recognition complex. The coding region runs from base 1 to 768 and encodes 255 amino acids. The record is from RefSeq and is a predicted model, not a curated record. The transcript has a single exon. Lineage: Eukaryota; Fungi; Microsporidia; Unikaryonidae. Gene Ontology annotation, biological process: DNA replication. Gene Ontology annotation, molecular function: DNA replication origin binding.